AUGGAGAUGUUGGCUACUCGAAUCGAAGCUGCUCUUGUCGUCGAGGAUGCACUCAUAUGCGCGCGGAUUGGAAAAUGUGAAGAGCCAACGUGUCGCUCUGUACUUCUACAUUAUGAACAUUGCAAGAGUGACGAAGUAUGUCGCGACCCCAAGUGCACAGAGAUUUCCGUCAUCUACCGACACCUAAGUACGUGUUCUGCGAAGUCUUCGACUGAUGGCGAAAAGGUUGUGUGUCCGUUUUGUAUUCGUAUCCGGCAAAGACGGACUCUCGGCGUUUGUGCUGCGUUCGAUCAUCUUAUUAACGACCAACGUCGAGCGCUUCAAGGCGCACACAACGAAGCAACUCGCAAUUUCUGCUUGCAAAGUAUCAACAGGUGGACCGAACGCAAGCAGCCUCUCCGUGCAGAAAGCGACCGACUAAAUCGACUGGCCAGAGAAAGCAGCGCUCCGAUCUUUAAUUUUCCUAAGUACAGGUGGCACUUAAGUGACAACGUGUUUAUCAAGCGAGAGCCAACAAGCGAAUGCACUACACCUUCAGAACUCAAGACGAUGGUAACAGCAUUAUUCCAGGUAAUUGGCAAACACUUUCAAAACGCGCAGCAGUCGCAGGAUGCAUUAGAAGACAGCAUUCCUGGCACCGCCAACUUCAACGCGGAUUUCAUUAAUCAACUUUUGCGAGCCAAGGCAGAAGGAGACAACAGAGAGAUGGCACAACGAGAGUUUGCUGGAGUUAUGGAGCUGGGUUAUGCUAUUGUGGACGCGUCAUUUUGUGCUCCUUCCAAAGCCCAGCGAUGUUUGCUGAACUGCAAGUCCAUUCUUGAUCAUUUACAGCAUCAUCUGGAUCUACAGGUGUGCAGCAAGCCUAUGUGCGGAGCUGUGGAGCACCAUUUUGCACAUUUGUCUGAAUGUAAAGCCCGUGACGAGAACGAAUCUUGUGAGUACUGCUUGAGAAUGGAAGAACGACGUUUGAUCCGCGCCGUCGACUUCAUGGAGGCGGAGCAACCAGAGGCUGAAGCGAAAGUUCAAAAGAUCAUUAACGAAAUCACGGCGUCUUUCACGAGCCAUCGUCCGGAUGAACGCGAGCAGGAGAUGAUCCAACUGGAGGAUGAAUUAGAUCAAGCAGAGGCCAACAAGCAAGAGCUGCUGGAGAAACUAGGAGCUCGACGGAAUGAACUCCGACAGGUGCGAAGAAGCAUGGAGAAUCGUGGCAUUUCUGCCUCAAACAGUCGUCGACUCCCCGUGCAUUUCACCAAGACACAACGAACUUUUUAA
Phytophthora infestans T30-4 is the source of this 1272-nucleotide messenger RNA. RefSeq lists its product as uncharacterized. The record is from RefSeq and is a predicted model, not a curated record. The coding region runs from base 1 to 1272 and encodes 423 amino acids. NCBI's taxonomy places the organism in Eukaryota, Oomycota, Peronosporomycetes, Peronosporales, Peronosporaceae. The transcript has 4 exons.